GCAGGGCAGGGCCGUGCCCUGGGGCCGCGGCAGGGCCGGGGCAGAGACAGCGCGCGCACAAGUAUUAAAAAAAAACCAAAAAAAAAACCCAAAAAAAUGGAAGAGAGUAAGAAAAAGAAGAAACCAGAAGAGCAAGUUCAAGAGCCUGAAUCUGAUUUACCAGAAGCCUUACUAGAAUAUCACAUUGCGGCAAAAGAAGCAGCAAUUGCAUGGGUUUUGUUUCAUCUGAAAGGAUUGGAAGAAAAGAUCAAAGAAGAUAUUAAAAAGAAUGUUGUUCUGAAGGAAGAACAGAAGGUGCUUAUCAGGCGCUUAGUAAGGCAAAUAGAAGACAAGGAGAAAAAACGAGAUGAGAAGGAGGUUGUAACCAGGGAUGAUGUGGAAGAGUCACUGAAAGCAGUUUUCCAGUUUGUGAAGGACAAAGAACAACUUCUGCAAGAUCUGCGCUCCCAAAUUGAAGAAACGAAGAAAAAAAUUGCAGAAAAGCAGCGUGAGAGAGAUUAUUGGUUGGAGUACAAAAAUGUCGGAAGCAAAAUACAUGCUGAGAGGAUUAGCAGUCUGGAAAAAGACAUUGCAGAUGUCAAAUAUGAACUUGAAAGAACUGAAGAAUAUUACAGUGAAGCUUUGAAAGUUGUGAGAGAGGAAAAUCAGAAAAUGUUUGACAGGCACAUGAAAUUACUCAGUGAAGAAGCUCUUAAGAAUGCUGUGGGAUACUUAGACAAGAACUGCCGCAGAGAGAUUGAAGAGAACGAGUGGCUAAAAGAAGAGGUUAAGAUCUACCGAAAGGAAGAAAAGGAUUUGAAAACUUCUGUCCAGCUCCUGGAAGAAGAAAAUACCAGUUUGGUGGCAAAACUGAUUGAUAUCAAACUUCAGCAUCUAAGAGUAUCAGGGCAUUUGUUUCAUACAAAGGGAGCUGGCUUGCAAGAACUUCCUAAAGAUGAAAUGAAAAAGGGAACCAGAAAAUAUGCAGCAAAGACAGAUGGAAAGAGCCUCAGAAGUGCCUUUCCAAAGAUUCGGUCUAAAACAGAUUAUACGAAGCCUCCAGACAGUGAUGAAAAACUGAGGAAAAAAUUCUUCACUCCAGCCCUGGACAGCUUGUUGUAUGAAGAAGAAGAGUUCCAGGCAUACUCAAAACUGGGACCUCUGAAGAGAAAGCUGCUUGUGGUUGGAAAAGCUGUGCUUACUUGUAAGGAAACAGAAGAAAUGCCAAGAGGGAGCCACAGAGAAGGGGGUACUGUUGGUAAAUCAGAUGGGCGUAUCACAGCUAAGAUGAUCAAGGCCUUAUUUAAGGAAAAUGAUGAAAACUAGACAAGCUGUGCUGUUUACACAGAAAUGUAACAUUCUCAGUUCAUUAAAUAUUUGAUCUCUUCUGUGUGGCAUGGGGCUUUGAGGAAACUAUUUUAGAGUGCCUGAAUCAUGAUUAUAAGUUUCAUGAGAGGUAUGCCUGUGUGCAGAGAAAGGUUCCUUUCCUUACCACUAAGAGAGGUCUUGUGCACUCUCUGGGGUAUUCAGUCCACAUAGCACAUAUAUCUACUAAAAGGUCUGAGCUAAUAUUUAGUUUGUGUGGUCUCCACCUGCAGAGUUCCUUCUUGGAAUUCUGGAAUUCCUUCUUGAUCAGACACUGAAUGGGUAAAUGCAGGCUGCCAUAAAACACAUAAUUGUUACAAAAUACAUAAUGCUCUGCUAAAGCAGAAUUAAUUUUUGCAAGCAUAAUUCAACUAUUGCUAUAAAUGGAGUGUCUGAAUGCUUUUUUAUCUGUCUCCACAAGACCCCUACUUAAAUUCACUGAAAUAAACAAAAAUUAAUUUAAAACCAGCAUAAAAAUCCUCUAAGGUCUGAAAUAUUUUGUUUGUUUAGAAUUGGCCAAAUAUAUCGUGCAAGCCCUUAUCCUUGGUUUGUAGCUGGUCCUUUUGAACAUUUAUCUCAGUGCAUUGUUGCAGUGGAGGGGCUCCCUCUGGACACCCUCUCAGCAGCUCACAACAGGUCCUUCCCACAUGUAGGCUCUGACCCAUGCAUUUCCUCAUUAAAAACUUGUGACAGCAUUGAAUAAUCAAUUUAAACCCUUGAGAGGAUAAUCAGCUGUUUGGAAUAAAGCUUUUUAAAAAACUUA
This is a messenger RNA of Agelaius phoeniceus (red-winged blackbird), 2107 nucleotides long. RefSeq names its product coiled-coil domain containing 83 (gene CCDC83). NCBI's taxonomy places the organism in Eukaryota, Metazoa, Chordata, Aves, Passeriformes, Icteridae. The record is from RefSeq and is a predicted model, not a curated record.